This is a messenger RNA of Linum tenue, 378 nucleotides long. The record is from the annotation of a GenBank genome assembly. Lineage: Eukaryota; Viridiplantae; Streptophyta; Magnoliopsida; Malpighiales; Linaceae.
AUGGCGCCCAAAGCAACUUCCUUGGUGUUCAUCCUGGCCCUGGCCGUCACGCUAUCCACAAUCGCCGAGUGCCGGAACCUGAAGCCGGCUGAACAGACGCCGGAGGAGUGCUAUGCUGCCAUUUUCAAGUUCCCUUCGUGCUUGUUCGAAAUCAUCGGAGCAGCCCAAGGCGGCGCCGGCGGGUCGGUGCAGAUCUCGGCUCCCUGCUGCAGUGCCUUCACUUCUCUCACUCAGGACUGCCAGUUUCAGUUCAGCGGCAACCUCCUGCCGGUGAUUCAGAAGUCCUGUGGCGCUGCCGUCGGUGGGCCGACAGGCGGAGUGCCGCCGAGCCCGCCGGCGCCUCCGACUGAGCUGGGUCCUGCUGUUGCCCCGGUUUGA